AUGCCCUCGUUUGCGACAAAGUGGACAGUGAAGGAGGUCUACUCAGGAAGUCAUUGCGCAGGGACGCCCAAGAUGGUUGAAAUGACUGAAACAACCAUCUGCGACGUUGAAGCCUGUAUGGCACAUGACCUGAGUGGCUACACGCUAUUCGAGAGUAUGUCAUGCAAUAUCGAUGACCGGUUCACAUACACGGAAGAGCGCUUCGCGGGGUUUAGCUACGUGGUAAUGGCGAGAUACGGCGGCGUUGGAUGCCAGAGAGUGGUUCACACGACCGUGUAUCCGGCGUCAGGCAUUUGCAAGAAAUCGUCAAUACUAUCUAGCGCGUCCCACAUUGUGAAUCUCUGCGACAACGGCACCACGGCUGUGAAGCAAUUUGAAAAUGGCGACUGUGCUGGUGAGCCUUCACAAAACUUCCAGCUCGAUAAUGAACAAAUCGUGAACGGUGACUGCAUUCAAACACCCUAUAGCUGGAGCGCCAUCACCGCUAUCACGGCUGGAGCGAUUGCUUGCAUUGCAUUUUUAGCGUUUGCUACGUUUAAAUAUAAUCCUCAAGCUCCCAGGCAGAUACAAUCACCGACGAGAUGCCACGUAGUCGAAGUGGAGGUUGUGGGCUGUGACGAGAUCAUAGUCACUGCUCGCGUGCCUCGCGAGAAUGUUAUUUUGCAUCACCUUGUGAGCCGAGGAGGUUAUGGAGAGGUCUACUCGGGCUUGUUCAAUAAUGAACAUGUGGCCAUAAAGAUGCAGUUGCUGGAACUGCGCAAGAGCAUCAAUCAUUUGAACUCUUUUCUAGCGGAGGUCAAGUUGAUGGCAACCUUAAACCACGAGCGUAUCGUUCAGUUCGCUGGUGUUGCUUGGGACUCACUCACUGAUCUUUGCGUCCUUUUCGAGUACAUGGAAGGAGGUGAUCUUCGAAACCUUUUGAAAAACUGUGAAGAACACAACACUCCGCUUAGUUUUGACCAAACUAAAGCUACCAUUGCUCUCCACGUUGCUCACUCGUUGACGCAUUUACAUUCGUUAUCAUCACCUGUUCUCCAUCGUGAUCUCAAAUCAAAGAACAUUUUACUGACAGCGCAAUUGGAAGCAAAGCUCACCGAUUUUGGUGUUUCUCGAGAACGAUCUGAUUUUACAAUGACGGGUGGCGUUGGUUCAUCUCGAUGGAUGGCACCGGAAGUAAUGAUGGGAGAUCGGUAUGAUGAUAAGGCCGAUAUGUUUUCGUUUGGUGUUGUUCUCGCUGAAUUAGAUCAUCAUUUGCUUCCGUAUGCUAAUGCAAGGAUAAUAGCAGUUCACAUUAAGCUAUACCGGAUCUAG
Molecule: messenger RNA, 1311 nt
Organism: Peronospora belbahrii
Lineage: Eukaryota; Oomycota; Peronosporomycetes; Peronosporales; Peronosporaceae
Source: the annotation of a GenBank genome assembly